AUGGCCACCAACUCGGGCACAUUCCCUCAGGACCUCCCCUCUCGCCCUGUGCCGACAACAUGGAAGAGUCGCUACUGCUGGAGUUUCAGUUGGCAUGCGUAUAGUCUGCAUACAUCUGACAUGAGAGUGCUGGCGCGUCGCAUUUCCAUGAUCACGACACUUGGCAUCCGGACUGCUCUAUCUAUCCUAAGCAUCGUUUUCGAUGCAUACAAUAACUUUAUCAGUGGCAUGGUUAUUGGUAUCAUUUUUUCCAUUCUUGGGUUCCUAUUCGUCUCAUGGUGUCUUGCGUGUAUCGGUGAGGCUGAAGGCACCAGGCGAGUGUGCGGAAUGAAUAUGGGCCGGUUACACUUUGAUAUUUUCCUCUUUGCCUCCUCUUUGAUACAUAUCGGUAGCAUCAUUGGCUUUUUUACUGGCAUGGGAGAUCUGGGCUACAUUAUCUUUUGGUAUGGGAUGUGGAUUCUAAUUACCGUCGUUGCUUGGAUUGCCACUCGGGCUCCUGAACAGCCCAGCAGCCAUGUUCAAGUUUAA
Molecule: messenger RNA, 528 nt
Organism: Daldinia childiae
Lineage: Eukaryota; Fungi; Ascomycota; Sordariomycetes; Xylariales; Hypoxylaceae
Exons: 2
Coding region: 1-528 (175 amino acids)
Source: RefSeq, a predicted model, not a curated record